This is a messenger RNA of Nicotiana tabacum (common tobacco), 4170 nucleotides long. Its product is annotated as potassium transporter 6-like. Gene Ontology annotation, biological process: potassium ion transmembrane transport. NCBI's taxonomy places the organism in Eukaryota, Viridiplantae, Streptophyta, Magnoliopsida, Solanales, Solanaceae. The record is from RefSeq and is a predicted model, not a curated record. Gene Ontology annotation, molecular function: potassium ion transmembrane transporter activity. Gene Ontology annotation, cellular component: membrane.
AUGGCGUAUGUCGCAGGUGCGCGAGGUGAGCUGCAGAAGCAGGCUCGCAGGUGCGGAGCUUUUCCACAGGUGCGACCAGUGCUGGUUCACACGUGUUUCGUAGGGGCGGGUAUUUUUCUGCAGAAGCGGCGAUGCUUUCGUAUAUGCGAAAACCGCUGGGAGGCAGUGAAAUGGUUAGAACGCGCGCGUCAUAUGUACCCAACCGUGGAGGAGCUGCUCCCCCUGUUUCUAGAGGCUGAGGUAGAGGACGAGGGCAUUCUAGAGUUGCUCAGUUGUGCCACCAGUGAAUCCAGUGGAGGAUUCCAGGAGAUCAUGGACCGUAUAUUGCGGUUCAUGGAAUCUAUGACUCUGACCCGGGGCGCACUACCCGUGGGCGGAGAUCAACCAGUUACAGUAGCUAUACAUGAGCCUAGACCAGCUACGGCCGGCGAGCCGCAGAAGCUAUUAGAUAGAUGGACUAGGCUAAAUCCUCCUUUCUUCGGAGGUGAGCGGCAUGAGGACCCUCAGGACUUCAUUGAUCGUUUCAGGCCAGCAAGUUCUCCUCCCUUGACUUGGGACCAGUUCACACGCCUCUUUCUGGAUAGACCUGUGAUUUCAGUUCGAGCAGCUUCAUCAGGGUCAGAUAUCGGUUUAGAUGGGACUUCUUACGAGCUGGUUGUGGAGAUAGCUCGGAGGAUCGAGGGUGUUCGUCAACGGAGCCAAGAGCAGAUGAUGAGGGACAAGCAGUUUCGGUGUUCUAGAGGGUUCAAUGGUUCUCCGUCUGGGGACAGAGAGAGCUCCUACCACCCGCCAACUAUUCAGGUUUCCUCUAGUGGAUAUUCAGGCCAUCAAGGUCAAACUUCAGGUCAGCAGUCCACCGUUCCGAGGGGUUGUUUCGAGUGCAGGGAUCCUGGCCACAUGAAGAGAUUCUGCCCCAAACUUCGGGGCAAGGCAGUAGGAUUUGGUGUUAUCGAGGUUCGAUUGGAUUCCGACCCUGAGAAUAGUUUAGUAUGUUUUGAUGUUGUUUUUCCUGUUCCGAUGGCUCGAGUGGGUCCGUUUUAUGUUUAUGAACUUGUUUUCAAGUUUGCGGGGGGGCCCGGGGACCUCGGGUACUAUUCUGGUAAUGUGCAAAACUUGUUUGGGCUUGGGAACACUGCAGAAGCAGUAGCAAUUCUAAAGCGGCUGGGGAGUGGGCUGGCUAGAGUCCGCAGAAGCGGACUCACUUCUGCGAGGGAGGAGUCGCAGGUGCAGAGGGAGGCAGCAUGGCGUAGGUCGCAGGUGCACGAGGUGAGUCGCAGUAGCGGGCUCGCAGGUGCGAUCAGUGCUAGUUCACACCUGUUCCAGAGGAGUGGGUAUUUUCCCGCAGAAACGGCGAAGCUUCCGCAGGAGAGAAGACCGGAGGUGGAUAUUGAGUCGUCAUUGGAGGAGGUGGAUGAGGCACUUGAACUUCUUCGGGAGCUACCUUGCCCUGGUUGGUGGACGACCUCGGCCCCUUGUUUGGACACUGCAGUAUUGGCUACCUUAUUAGAUGUUAUUUCUGGCACUAUGCUUAUUCUUGGUCAUUCGUUUCUGCGUAUCUGUGCGGCUUUUCGUGUUUGUGCAUUCUCUAAAAAGUUGAACAACAAUCUUUUAUAUAUAUAUAUAUAUNAUCAGAAUCAUGUAAAGACAUUUUUGGAGUUGCAGAAAGAAUCUUGGAGGACAGUGUUGACAUUAGCAUAUCAAAGUUUAGGAGUUGUAUAUGGGGAUUUAAGUACCUCUCCACUUUAUGUGUAUAAGAGUACCUUUGCUGAAGACAUUGUGCACACGGAGACAAAUGAAGAAAUCUAUGGUGUUCUUUCGUUUGUAUUUUGGACAUUGACUUUGGUUCCUCUAUUGAAGUAUGUCUUCAUUGUGCUUAAAGCUGAUGAUAAUGGUGAAGGAGGCACAUUUGCUUUAUAUUCACUCCUUUGCAGACAUGCCAAAUUGAAUCCAUUGCCUAGUUUCCAAUUAGCAGAUGAAGAAUUGUCAACUUACAACAAGGAUAUCAAUACUCAUGCCCCAACUACUUUUGGGGCAAAAGUUAAAUCAACUCUAGAGAGGUACAGGGUAUUACAAAGAUUUCUGCUUGUAUUGGCUCUUAUUGGAGCUAGUAUGGUAAUAGGCGAUGGUAUUCUUACACCUGCUAUUUCUGUUUUCUCAGCAGUUUCUGGUGUUGAACUUUCUUUGGGAAAAGAACAUCAUAAAUAUGUGGAAGUCCCAGUUGCUUGUAUCAUACUGGUAGCCUUGUUUUCCCUUCAACAUUAUGGCACCCACAGGGUUGGAUUUUUGUUUGCACCUGUUGUCGUGACUUGGCUUCUUUGUAUCAGUGCUAUUGGUAUAUAUAAUAUAAUACACUGGAACCCAUAUGUGUAUCGAGCACUGUCUCCUUAUUACAUGUACAAAUUCCUAAAGAAAACUCAAACAAGAGGCUGGAUGUCCUUGGGAGGAAUCCUUCUGUGCAUAACAGGUUCAGAAGCAAUGUUUGCUGAUCUCGGACACUUCUCCCAGUUGUCAAUAAAGAUUGCUUUUACCUCCAUAGUUUAUCCAUCACUUAUUCUUGCGUAUAUGGGGCAAGCUGCUUAUCUAUCGCGACAUCAUGUAAUGGAGAGUGAUUAUCAGAUUGGCUUCUAUGUUUCAGUACCCGAAAAAUUAAGAUGGCCGGUUCUGGUGAUUGCUGUACUGGCUGCAGUAGUGGGGAGCCAAGCCAUUAUCACUGGAACCUUUUCAAUUAUUAAACAAUGCUCUGCGCUGGGAUGCUUCCCUAGAGUCAAAAUACUGCAUACGUCGUCAACAAUACAUGGUCAGAUUUACAUCCCAGAGAUUAACUGGACCUUAAUGCUACUAUGUUUGGCUGUUACUAUUGGUUUCAGAGACACCAGAAGGAUGGGAAACGCUGCAGGUUUAGCUAUCAUAACUGUCAUGCUGGUCACCACUUGCUUGAUGUCAUUGGUAAUUGUUUUGUGCUGGCACCAGAGUGUUUCCCUCGCAAUUUGCUUUGUGAUCUUCUUUGGGACAAUUGAGGCUUUAUAUUUCUCUGCUUCUUUGAUUAAAUUUUUGGAAGGAGCAUGGGUGCCUAUUGCAAUGGCUUUUAUUUUCAUGAUACUAAUGUGCAUUUGGCACUAUGGCUCACUGAAAAAGUAUGAGUUUGAUGUUCAAAAUAAGGUCUCGGUUGACUGGCUACUGAGUUUAGGCCCUAGCCUAGGCAUUGUAAGAGUCCGUGGCAUUGGCGUCAUACACACUGAGCUUGUAUCCGGAAUCCCAGCAAUCUUCUCACACUUUGUUACCAAUCUUCCAGCGUUCCAUCAAGUCUUAGUUUUCGUUUGUGUCAAAUUUGUCCCGACUCCUCAUGUUAGACACGAAGAACGGUUCCUUGUUGGAUACAUUGGCCCAAGAGAGUAUCGCGUCUAUAGGUGCAUCGUCAGAUAUGGUUAUCGUGAUGCUCACAAGGAUGAUUCCCAGUUCGAGGAUGAUCUUGUAUGUAACAUAGCUGAGUUUAUACAGAUGGGAAAUACAGGGUUGAAUAGCAAUGCUGCAGAUUUAAAGAAUUUUGAGGACAUAACUGUUGUUGGAACCGCUUCAACUCACGUACCUGGAGUUCAACUUCGUGAGGACGAAGAAGUGAAAUCUGACUCAGUUGGAACGACGGAACUUAGAGAAAUACAUCCUUUACAGAUAACCAAGGCUAAGAAAAGGGUGAAGUUUGUCAUAUCAGAAACAACAAAGAUCGACAGAGGUGCGCACGAGGAGUUGAGAGAACUGAUGGAAGCUAGAGAAGCUGGCAUAGCUUACAUAUUGGGGCAUUACUAUGUCCAGGCCAAACAAGGAUCUAGCUUAUUCAGGAAAAUAGUUAUAAAUUAUGGGUAUGAGUUUCUGAGAAGGAAUAGCAGACCACUCACCUAUGCGUUAACUGUACCUCGUGCUUCUACUUUAGAGGUAGGAAUGGUCUACCAUAUAUGAUUUUGGCGUAUAGAGGAUAACCAAAUAAUGAAAUAUGUACAUAUGUUUGUAGUUUUCUGUAAGAAUACAAGGGAAGUGUUAGCAUUAUCAUGAUUGAGAAAUAUGUAGCAUAUUGUUUAGCCAAUGCUAUUUGCAAUGGCAAGGCUAGAUGGUGUCUUAUAUUUUUCUCAAUUAUUUAACGAGUGAAAAAUAUUUAUACAAUCAUAUCACGGAUUA